Molecule: messenger RNA, 414 nt
Organism: Ambispora leptoticha
Lineage: Eukaryota; Fungi; Glomeromycota; Glomeromycetes; Archaeosporales; Ambisporaceae
Source: the annotation of a GenBank genome assembly
AUGGCAGCCGCUAUUGAAACCCCUAUUGUCGUCAGCAGUUCAUCUCAAUUUGCGACCCGUGCAAAUAAUAAUAGCCAAGAACAAUAUCAACGAUCGUUCUUUCGAAGAGCUUGGGAUAAGUUAGAAGAUAUAUUGGUUCGAGUACAAAACAAAAACACCACAUAUCAAGAUGAUGACGAUAUCCUCGAGGAGGAAUUUCAUAACCCGUUGAACCCACAUCGACGACAAGCUCUUAAAGAAGGUUCAAUAAAAUCCAGAAUCUCCACAGAUAGUGGUAAACACUAUGACCCUUGGCAACAACGUAUCAAUGAAGAGUUGCAACAGACGCAAAUGGAACAUGUUCGCAUCAAGAAUAUGAUCUCUGGAUGGGCGAGUGAUGAAGUUGCACCUUGGUUGAUGGGAUUAUUUUCGUGA